Messenger RNA from Scedosporium apiospermum, 4704 nucleotides. RefSeq lists its product as uncharacterized. Lineage: Eukaryota; Fungi; Ascomycota; Sordariomycetes; Microascales; Microascaceae. The record is from RefSeq and is a predicted model, not a curated record. The transcript has 3 exons. The coding region runs from base 1 to 4704 and encodes 1567 amino acids.
AUGUGGCAAGAGGCGCUCAUCAAAUACUACGAGGAAUGCGGUACUGAUCUCCGUACCAUCCACCCCUCUAGAUUCACGGUGGCGCAUAUCGUCGCCGAGCAAGAUCACCAACUCCUGCUUUUCAACCAAUUUCGCCACGAUAAGGGCAAGCUUGACAAGCUUAGGACCCUCAUCUCAAGCAACUCCGAAAUCAUCCAGGGCGUCGCAACUCAUAUCGCCGAAGCUGCGAGCGCAGCCUUCCCCCCUAGUGCCGCGAUUCUGACGGCCUUCAACUACGUUCUCAAUGCGUCCAAGGCCGUGUCAGAAGACUACGACUUGAUUGUUUCCUUCUUCGACAUCAUGAACUCCUUCCUUGAACGUGUAUCGAUGCUCGAGAACCGCAUGCCCAACGAGUGGCAGUUCAAGAAGUUCCUCGUCAACGUUUUCUCCGCCAUGUUGACCUUGAGCGCCAUCGCUCGCAAGUGCCGCCAAAAGGGCCGUUUGAGCAAGUGGGCGAAGGCGCUUAUUGAUGGAAGUGACCCGAAGCUGAAGGCUGCUUUCGAUUCGUUGCACAUGCAUCUCGAGCGCUUCGAGUCGGCGACCAUGAUCGCGACGCUGAAGCAAACCAUUGACACGGCCAAGAAGGUCGAGGGCAUCGGCCAGGAUGUGAGGAACAUCCAUGCCGGGGUCCAGCAAAAUCUGGCACUGUCGCAGCAAAGCUACAUGGUAGGCCUCGAGACAAAGGGCUUCGCUAAGGAUGCCGCCUUCACUAGCCACGAGAUUCUCACUGUUGUCAGCCGUCAGGAGGAGCGCGGCGCUGAACAUGCCGCGGGCUUGCAGAAGGUGGUAAGAGCCUUGAAUAAGAUGUCCGGGACUAUGAGCGGCCAAGAUUCUCGACUUGUUGAUGCCGGUGCCCGCAAAUCUGCUGCCAUGCGCACACUGGAGAACCGUCUAUCGUGUAACUUGGAUGACAGGGCCCAGCUCACUGAGAUUGAGAACGUAUACGUCAAUGGAACAUAUCAGUGGUUCCGCGAGCAGGAAAUAUAUCGCGACUUUGAGUGCGGGAACUUGCCCCUGGUGUCCAUUUCGGCCGCCCCUGGCAUGGGCAAAUCCUCGCUGUCUUACACUGUCAUCAGGGCAUUGCAGGAUGAAUAUAUCGGAGAUCCGACGACCUCCGUCGCCUACUUUUUCUUCCGAGAAGAUGUAGACGAGCUGACCACCGCGUCCCGGAUGCUGCGCUCCUGUGCCGUCCAGGUCGCUCGCCAAGAUGUCAAAUACCGAGAAGAAGUCUUGACGGACCUCCAGUUCGAAAUUAGGUACCCGGAAGAUAACAACGAUGAACUGAACAAUGAUCAUCUCAGACUCUGGCAGCGGCUGUACAAGAAGAAAUUCGACAAAAAGUCGUCCCGACGCCUUGUCUUGAUUCUUGAUGGUGUCAACGAGGCGAAAGAGGAUUCGCGAAACUAUCUCGAGGAACUCUUCAAAGAGGUUUGCGCUUCGAAAGACCUGAAAAUCCAGAUUCUGUACACGUGUGAUCCGGGUAUUUUCCAGAUAGAUUCCGAGUCAAUUCCCGUGAAGAAUUUCCAUUUGACCAAGGAGCAUCUGCUUCCCGACAUCAAAACUGUCAUCUUGGCACGGUUGAAAUCCCUCAGUCGACUUCGCAAGCUGUCUCAAAGGACCAAGAAGAAGAUUGUACUGCGCUUAACGAAGCAAGCCGACACGAUUCGCUACAUUGAUCAUAUGUUGCGCCGACUCAAUCAGAUUGGUCGGGAGAAGGCUGUUCUGCGAGAAUUGGAGGCCUUACCCACUAGCACGGCGGAUUUGUAUAGAGUCCUCCUCGCAGAUUGUCAGAAAUCUCGGUCCGAUCAGGACAUCGAAGUCCUCCGCAGAUUUUUUGCGUGGCUGGCGUAUUCAAAGGAACCGCUGAGUCUCGGAGCUGCCAACAAACUGCUCCAUUUUAUCGCCAAGGACAACAAUAUCAGCAUCGAUGAGGAACUUGACCACCGAUGUGCCAGACUUCUUCGUCUCUCAAACUCGAAUGAGACGGAAGAGAAUGAAGACGAAGAUAGCGAUGCCGAGAGCGAUAAGUUUGACGAUGACAAGAUAAAUGAGAAUGAGGAGAACUAUCAAGAAGAUCUCGAAGUAUUCCUGAGUUUUCAGGAACGAUCUCUUCGAAGUUAUUUUCGACCACGCACCAACGCAAGCGAUGACAAACUCCGAAGCUCGCGCUCGUUAGGACACGCCAUGAUUCUCGAGAUAAUUCAUUCCAUCCUGACUUCGGAGGAUGAAAAGCCGAGUUUCGCACAGGUGGAUCUUUCCUACUACGGCGUUCAAUUUUGGAUACAGCACUUGCUGGAAAUCGAACCGGACGACCUGACCCAGGACGAGUUGGUCCGCACCAUUGACUCCAUUUGUGGGAUCCUCUCUAACAGGGGAGGUUCCAUUCGGAAGAUGGAGGAGCAUCUCCAGUACGACUUGGGUGUGGCCCCCUGCAGUAUCCUGGGAAAUACUGAAGAGUCUCUGGGCAAGGCGCUGACGUGCAUUCAAAAAUGGGCCGUGAAGGCGACGCAGCUUCCGUCUUCCUCCAUCUCGGGCGGCACUGUCGCCUGGAUGAGGCCGUUCGCACGCAAUCCCAAGGCAAUCCAUAUCAAAAUUGCCGAUGCACACGUCUCGAACUGGCUGGCGAGCUACGAUGCAGAUUGGGAUUACCUCAUUUAUCGGCGCUUCGCAUUCGCACAUGAGGCGUUGUAUCUGGGGCGCGAACUGCCGGCGGUACAGCAGAAUGAAUCGCUGCGAAAAUAUUGGGAAACUCGAGGUGCUGAGCCUAACACUCAUAUCUUCUCCAAGGAAUCAUUUAUGGCGGUAUCAAGGGCGUUUUUGCACAUUGAUAUGACUGCACAAUCAUACAAAUCCAUCGGUGUCACGAUGGUAUUAGCUGAUUUGAAGGACGAAGGCCUGGAGCAGCUAAGGCUUGGUGCCCAGAGUGCCGAUACACCCCUCGAUUCCUUAACCAUCUUCGCCAAGAUGGGAGAUGCGAUUCUCGACAUUGUCGACCGUAUGGAGCCACCGAAAUCUCUGGAUUCCAGCGGGCAUAACAGCGCAGGGCCCAACGGAACGACGGAAGAGAAAACCGCUAAGCCGAAUCCCAAAGUCGGUGCCCAGGAAGGCGCAGAUCGUGCCAAGAUGGAGGACGCCAAGCCAGACACUGGGAGUGACAAUGAAGCAAAGACGAAGACAUACGAAGAUUGGGUCCAUGAGGCCCUCGAUGUUUUAUCCUCUGCUCUGGGUGUUGUCGACAAGAUCCCCCCAAGUGACCUUGAGAACCUCAGAGUGCAACGCACCAUUCGGGAGAUCUGGCUUAUGAAGGCCCAGGCGGAGUUGUACCUCAACAACGCAACGAACACUGUGAGCUACUGCCAUAAAGCGAAGGCGGUCAUCGAGACCGACGAAAGGGUCACAGGACCCAUCGCAACUAUCGUUACCAGAUUGGCCAAGAUGGAGGAAUGGGAGAAGCUAAUGGACGUGCUCCGACCGCUAUGUCUGAACAAGUACGAUGUCUGGUACUACAUUUACCAGUACGGCAACGAAAUCGACCGGGCAGCUAAAGAGGCCGGUCGGGUCGACAACCUUAUCGACUUAUAUAGGGAAUGCGCGAUGCUGGAAGACUUGCGUACCUGGCCGCUCACCACAAUGCAUGGUUGGGCUGCCUUCUACCAGGAGGUAAUCGGCACGAAAGAUGCAAUCCAGAAGGCGAAAGCCAUCCUGAACAAGAUUAUUGAUGUGAGCACGGUCACGUCCAAUAUCACCACGGCAUCUUUCCGUCUUGCAAACAUCCUACUGCAGGAGUUCCGUACCACGCGUGAGCCAGCAGAAAAGCUUGCCGCAUACCGAGAGAUGCAAGCCCUAGUAAAGCGUGUCGGUGAUAUGAUGGGCAGCGAUUUUGAUUCCAACCAGUCUCAGAAUAUGAUGCCGCUGGUCUUGAUGAUGCGUAGGCUGGAUGCUUAUGAGUACCAUCAGAGCCUCGAUCGGAUGUUCAAAGGCUGCAUCCAGGCCCUUACGGACGAGGUGUCAUGGAACGACAAGGGUAGUUUCCGAGCCCUGGCCAAGACGCUUGCAGUGGUUGGUCUUGAAGAGGAUGCCCGAAUUGCUGUUACCUGCCAAAUAUACAUCACCGAUAUGGAAGUCCACAAGAAAGACCGUUCAAUGAGCGAGAGCGAGCCUGACAGUGGAGACACGGGCGGCCACUCCGAGAAAAGUAAUGGCGCAUUGGCGGAGACUGGAUCGAAUGGAUCUGGAUCUUCCGAAAAGCAUCGCGAGGAGGAGAAAAAGAACAGUGACGACAAUGAUUUCGCUGCCUCGGAAGUUGACGAGGACCUGGACUCGGCCAACGGCCAACUUGGGUGUGACGGAUGCGGCGAAUUGUUCUCAAACUGGCACAAUGGCUCGUUGUAUCUAUGCUACUACUGUACCGAGCUCGACCUCUGUGAAAAGUGCUACACCAACCGCUCGGAAAGGCUGUCAGGGAAGCUCCCUCCAGAUUGGCGAGUCAUAUGCCCUGCCGGGCACAAACACAUCAAGGCACCGGCCGAGGGAUGGAAGGGACUGAAGAACGGAGUGCUCAAGUUCGAGGAUAAGGAGGUGGUCUUCCGCGAUUGGCUGGUGGAGUUAAAAGAGAAGAAGUGGCCUGAGGCUUGGGAGAGAUAUUGGGAUGGCGAGUCGACCUAG